GCCCGCGGGUCGGGGCACCGCGGCCCAUGACGCCGGGCGAGGGCGGCGGCGCCCGGUCGCCGCCCGGGUGCCGCGCCGGGAGAGUCCGAUGGAGGCGGCCGCGCCGCGGGGCCCGGCCGGGGUGAGCGCCGUGUCCUGGGCCCCGGUCCGGGCGGGCGCGGGCGCGGCGGACGGAGGGCGCGGGGACGCGGGGUCCUCGCCGUCCUGCAGGGCACAGGCUUGGCCUAGACCCGCGCCCGCAGUGGCCGGCCGCGGAGUGGCGCCCGGGGCCGGGGCGCUGGGCGGAGGCGUCCCGAACGGAGGCGCCGCGCGGGCGGGCGUGGAAAGCGGACCCGAGGCUGGUGGGUGGAGGAAGCGCGCGUCCGCCCGCCGCGCCAGGGAUGCAGCCCGCCCGAGGCCGCGCGGCGGGGCGGAGGUCGCACCGGGGCCAGCGGUCAGCGGAAGUUAGUGGCCAGGCCCUGGGCGGGGCGGGGAGACCGGGAAGCCCGUGCGGGAGGCGCGCAGCCGAGGUCACGGCCGUCCGCGGCGGCCCCUUCCCCAGGUGGCCACCGCUGCGCCAGACCUUGUGGAACCUGCGCAGUGUGACCUUUGAAGACGUGGCUGUGUACUUCUCCUGGGAGGAAUGGGAUCUUCUUGAUGAGGCUCAGAGACACCUGUACCUCGAUGUGAUGCUGGAGAACUUGGCACUCACGUCCUCACUGGGCGGUCUGCGUGGAGUAGAGCGUGAGGCGGUACCUUCUGAACCCAGCGUUUCUGUAGGAUUGCCAGGUGUCAUGACUCUCAGAGAAGACUUGUUGUCCCAGAACGCCUGCCCCUGUGAAAUGUGCGGCCUGGUGUUGAGCAACACGCUGCAGCUGGCGCAGCACCACAGAACACACCACAGGCAGAAGCCAGGCACACGUGGAAGGCAGUUCCACUUCACUGCAGAUCUUCUAGAGCAUCAGAGGCAGCACAUUAAAGAGGCGUCCUUUGGAGGUGACGUGGACAGAUCCUCAUUUAUAAAGAGCUGCAUGACCCAUGAGUCAGGGAAGCCUUUUACUUGCAAGGAGGUUGGGAAGGGCUUUCUGCCCAGCACGGGAUUUCCCCGUCACCAGGCCACUCGCACAGGGGAGAAGCCAAACACCAGUGACAGGUGUGGGGCGACCUUUCACGGUGGAAAACGUCACCACCCCUGGGGAGACUGCAAGAAAGCCGCUGGCCACACAGACGCACUCGUUCAGGACCAGAGGGGCCUCAGGAGGGAAGGACUUUUUGAGUGCAGUAAGUGUGGGAAAGCCUGCACACGCAGAUGUAACCUGGUCCAGCACCAGAAGGUCCACAGUGAAGACCGGCCCUUCCAGUGCAGUGCCUGCGGGAAGCUCUUCGCCUACUGCUCCAGCUUCACCAUCCACCAGCGCGUGCACACUGGAGAGCGGCCGUACGAGUGCGGGCAGUGCGGGAAGGCCUUCAGCCAGGUCUACAGCCUCAACAGCCACAGGAAGGUCCACACUGGAGAGCGGCCGCACGAGUGUGGGGAGUGUGGAAAGUUCUUCAGCCAAAGGUCCAACCUUAUUCAACACCAGCGCGUGCACACUGGAGAGCGGCCGUAUGAGUGCCGCGAGUGUGGCAAGGCCUUCAGCCAGAACUUCAGCCUCAUUUACCACCAGAGGGUCCACACUGGAGAGCGGCCGCACGAGUGCGGGGAGUGCGGGAAGGCCUUCAGCCGCAGCUCCAGCCUCAUCCACCACCGGAGACUUCACACUGGCGAGAGGCCCUAUGAGUGCAGGGAGUGUGGGAAAUCCUUUAAGCAAAGCUCCAGCUUCAGUUCACAUCGGAAAGUCCACACUGGGGAAAGGCCUUAUGUAUGCGAGGAAUGUGGGAAAUCCUUCAGCCAUAGCUCCAACCUUAAGAACCAUCAGAGGGUCCACACUGGAGAGAGGCCUAUUGAGUGCCGCGAAUGUGGGAAAUCCUUCAGCUGCAAGUCCAACCUCAUUAAACACCUGAGGGUUCACACUGGAGAGAGGCCUUACGAAUGCAGCGAGUGUGGGAAAGCCUUCAGCCAAAGUUCCAGCCUCAUUCAACACCAGAGGAUCCACACUGGAAAAAGGCCUUAUCAGUGCACUGAGUGUGGGAAAUCCUUUGGCUGCAAAUCUGUCCUCAUUCAACACCAGCGAGUUCACACUGGAGAAGGGUCUUAGCUGAAAAGGGAGUAUGCACUUUUCCUUUAGUGGAGUCACUGGGGAGACCACCUGUGAGCUACCUACCCAGCUUGAAGCCCAGCAUCUGAAGAUGCGUGGUGGGGAGCUUCCCGUAAGCUCAGGUACGUGGAAGCUCCGAGGAGCUGCGUUACACUUCCUUGGCUCCACAACUGUGCAGUUUAUGUCUCCGAAAGCCUCAGAAGCCAUGGCACCUCCACUUGCCAAGUCCAGCUGCACCAGUCACCAUGCCAGCAUGUUCAGGGAAGCUGAUUGUGCUCUCCCUUUGCUGGGGGUACAAGUGGUCAGCCCACAUUCCCUUCUCCCUGACAAGCUGGGGCAUGAACCUAACCCAUUUUGCACCAGGGAUCCUGAUAAGAGUGGACUCUUUGAGGAACACAUUUCUUGUGACACUAUCAGGUUUUUUUCCAGCCUCUAGGACACUAGCCUGGGAACUACCUGCCUCACUUGGUUUGGUUUGAGGAAUGUUAUUUGUUUUCUAAGCCACCUGUGAUCUUGGGAUUCUAUUCACAGUGUGAGAUGGCUUGAAAAUGAAAUUGGUCUCUGCCAGCAUUAAACAGCUAUGGUGUGGGGUGGGCAGGGGGUGGCAUACCCUCAAGCCUCAGAGUCAGGGUGUAAUGAAAGAGGACCACUCCCUUCCUAGCUUUGGCCUUAUAUGAAUUAUCACCCGGGCCCCCGAGGCAGAGCUCCAGGGUGUAUGGCUCUAACUCCUGGAGCAUGUGACACGGUUUUCCGUGGGCUUGGACACCCUGAGGCAGGAAGUCCCACCACUCCCAGUGCUUCUGGGAACAGCAUGAACGGUUGCACCACAGAGCAGUCUGCACUCUAGGUGCAGCACAGGAGUCGAAGACCUGGUCCCCACCGUUCUGUAGGCUCGUGCUGCUGUCAUCACAGGGCCAGGGGGAACGUGGCUGGGACAGAAACCCUGGGCCGAUGGGAAGUAGAGGAGGUCGCAGCAAACCAGAGGACACUGGCUCCUUGGACGUGUUCCAGUGCUGGUGUGGGGUUGAGGCGUGCAGAGAUGCUCCGGGUCCCCGGGUCCCAGGGCUGUGUGUCCACCACUCCAGCAGCCUUUCCGGAGUGUUCACCUAAAGGCCGUUGCUUUAUAGGCCAGGAGAACCGGCACAGAGGGAGGGAGAUCCCGUGCUCCAACAUGGUGGCUUCGUGACCAACCGUCUAGAAGUGGUCACUAAUGUUUUCUGCCAUUGAGGCAAGAUUGUCCCCCCCAAGGUCAUCACAAAAGAGACAGAGUUAACACAGGGUUACCAGACCUCACCGUAAACCACUAGACUGCCGCUGCGGUCGUUCCGUGAGCAUGCUGGUCACUCUGAUCUACCUCAUGCCCUCUGCUAGCCCAGCUCCUGCCCCUGGCCUUCAGGUGGCCUUUGCUUUGCCUCCCCUGAUGUCUUAGGUGUAUUGUCAGGACUUCACAUGACUUGAUUCACAAAAUGUUUCCUAGUUCCAUUCGUAAUUAUUUUGAGAUUCUUCCUUGAUAGGUGAGCUGUUCAUUUUUAUUGCUGAGUAGUAUGUUCCCUGAGUAUACGCCAUCCGUCCACUCCUAGGUCAUUCUGGGUUCUGGCUAAUGCAAGUAGAGCUGCUGUGAGCCUGUACAAUACGCAACGUAUUCAUGUUGGCUUCUUUUGUGUCAGUGACUCAGAUGAAGUGCUGAGACACAGGCUGUGAGCCCGGGUGGCCGUAGGCUUUGCCUAGACCCCGGGUCUGCGGGGAUUCCAUUCUUCCACAUCCUUGCGGGUGUUUGCUGUGGUCCUUCAGGAUCUGCCCCAUCAGCAAGUGUGGAGUUCGAGCUGCGUUUCCCUGCGCAUUUGUGAUGUUGACAUUGUUUCGUGUGUUUGCGACCUGUUUUCUUUGGUGGAAUCCUGUUCAUAUCUUUUGCCUGUUUUCUUUGUUAAGAAAGAAAGAACAUGAACAGUUAUGAACUGUGUCUGUUGCCCUUUUCAUUAACAAGCAGCUGAUUUUUUCCCACCACUUUUUUCCUGCCAUUAGCAAUGAAUGACCACCUACACCACACACUUUCAAAUCUGAAUUAUUCAGUGUGUUCUCUGCUAUGUUAAGUCUAGACAGCUCCACAGUAUUAUAAAUCAGUAUUAUAAAUCCACGGUUUGAAGUGUUUGCUGGUUUUCUUGGUGUAUAUUCUCCAAUCAUAGCCAAUUUCAACUGUCAAAAUGAAGUCCCUGGACAGGAGCUGGGCGGGUUGCCAGGAACGCGCUCUUCUGCUCCCACCACGGUUCCGGAGGAGCGGCACAUAACCUCCAGGACCAGAUGAGGGAACAGUGAAGUGAUGGAGAAGGGGGGGUCUUAAUGCCUGUUUUAAGAAGCGUAAAGUAGUGUCACUGACAAAGCAUAAACAUUUGAAGUGUUUAGAUGUCUUGAUAGAUGUUUAUACCUGAAAUUUUAAAAAUCCAUUGAAAACAAAAUGUGUGAUAUUGGCAGUAAUUUGGUUAGGUUGUUUGAAAUUCAAGCAGUUCUUGAAAAGAAAAUCAUGAACUUCAGUCAGGUGGUGCGCGUCUGUCACCCCAGCAACUCUGAAGGCUGAGGCAGAAGGAUCACAAGUUCCAGGCCAGUCUCAGCUACUUAGUGAGACCCCGUCUCAAAAUAAGAAAUAAAAAGAACUGGGGUGGUAGCUCAGUGGUAGAGCACCCCUGGGUUCAAUCCCCAGGAAAGGAAGGAAGGAAGUCAUAGACUUUAAAGGUCUUUUUCUCACAAAGGAUCAGAAAGAAUGAUCAGAUGAGAUUAAGAUGUUCUGUGUGCUGUUGCACAGGAGGAUCUAAUUGUAUACGCAUAUCCUAAAAAGCUAGAAAAAAGGAUUUUGAAUGAUUUCAUCAAAAAGUGAUAGAUGAUGGCCAGCCGUGGUGCACACCUGUAAUCCCAGAAGCUUGGGAGGCUGAGGCAGGGGAAUUGCAAGUUCGAAGUCAGCCCCGGGCUGGGGGCUGCGGCUCAGUGGU
Molecule: messenger RNA, 5158 nt
Organism: Sciurus carolinensis (gray squirrel)
Lineage: Eukaryota; Metazoa; Chordata; Mammalia; Rodentia; Sciuridae
Product: zinc finger protein 211-like
Exons: 3
Coding region: 381-2177 (598 amino acids)
Biological process (GO): regulation of immune system process; regulation of cytokine production; negative regulation of transcription by RNA polymerase II
Cellular component (GO): nucleus
Molecular function (GO): DNA-binding transcription activator activity, RNA polymerase II-specific; RNA polymerase II cis-regulatory region sequence-specific DNA binding
Source: RefSeq, a predicted model, not a curated record